Molecule: messenger RNA, 1203 nt
Organism: Sipha flava (yellow sugarcane aphid)
Lineage: Eukaryota; Metazoa; Arthropoda; Insecta; Hemiptera; Aphididae
Product: zinc finger MYM-type protein 1-like
Exons: 2
Coding region: 1-1203 (400 amino acids)
Source: RefSeq, a predicted model, not a curated record
AUGAAACGUUCUAAGUUAAGUGGAGACAAAUAUAGGAAAUUGGCCAAGGAAAAAUUGGAAAAACAAAGAUUGGCUUUAGAAAAUGUCCCGAAAAUUAAUACAUUAUUUAGUAAGGAAGUAAUUACUACAGAGAUAGAGUUACAAAAUAAAACUAAAACAAGUAUUUUUAGUAAAGAUCCUUCUCAAUGGAUACGAACAGCCGACUUUAUUCACUUUGUGGCAUCACACGGUGUUGAUCAAAAUAUGAACUCAGACUUUUCAAACUCCAAACGGAUAUACUCUGACCAAAGUAGAUAUUUAACUAAAUCUAUGUUCUAUAGGAUAUUAUCAAACAAUGAAAAAAUUCUUAGAACGUGGUUAGUUUACUCAGAAAUUAAAGGGACUGUAUUUUGCGCACCGUGUUGGUUAUUUCGUGACGACUCUGAUUUGGCUACUACAGGUUUUAAUGACUGGAAAAACGCUUGUUCGAGGUUAAAACAACAUGAAAAUUCUAUAAAUCAUAAAAACUGUUUAAUUCAAAUACAAAACAUCAAUCAAACUAAGGAAAAAGUAGAUUCAAGAUUAAUGAAUCAAAUUGAUGGGGAAAAAAACUAUUGGAAAAAUAUUUUAUUGCGAAUUGUUGCCGUAGUUAAAUCACUUGCCUUACGGGGACUCCCUUUUCGGGGUGACAACGAGUUAAUUGGUUCUUCGAAAAAUGGAAAUUUUCUUAUGUCAAUAGAAUUAAUAUCUGAAUUCGAUCCAUUUUUGGCCCAACAUAUUAAUAAAUACGGUAAUGCCGGUCGAGGAUCAACAUCAUAUUUAUCAUCAACUGUUUUUGAAGAAGUAAUUUCUUCAAUAGCGGAAAAAGUAAACAAAUAUUCUGUUGAUGAAAUUAAACGUAGAAAAUACUUUUCCAUUAUAGUUGAUUCAACUCCUGACAUUACGCACAUUGAUCAGCUUUCCUUUAUUGUGAGAUAUGUAAAUGACCAAGGUCUACCAGUUGAACGAUUUCUUGAAUUUAUACCAAAAGCGGGUCAUAAGUCUGCAGAGUUAUUUGAUGUAGUCAAUGAUCUCAUAAAACGUUACGGUUUGGAUUGGUCCAACUGUAGGGGACAAUCAUAUGACAACGCUAAUAAUAUGUCCGGCAGUUAUUCAGGUCUCCAAGCACGAGUUAAAGAAAUAAAUAAUUUAAUAUAUUUUGUUCCAUAUGCGGCAUAUUUGUAA